CCGGAUUUAAGUGUCAUAUGACCGUGUAAAACUAGACUGUAGAGUUGUACUGUAUUUUACAUAAUUUUUUUAAUCAGUUUAACAAUGGCUACAAUGGUGGGAAGCAGACCCAUUGACACCCUGAAUGGACCUGAAGCUGCUGCUAGACAACAUGCCCAGUCUGUGACCAGAAACUACAUAUCGCAGCCCAGGCUGACCUACUCUACUGUGUCUGGAGUAAAUGGACCCCUUGUGAUUUUGGAUAAUGUCAAGUUCCCCAGAUUUGCAGAGAUUGUGCAUUUGACCCUGCCUGAUGGCACAAAAAGAAGUGGCCAGGUGCUGGAAGUUAUGGGCUCAAAGGCUGUCGUUCAGGUAUUUGAAGGCACUUCAGGAAUCGAUGCAAAGAAAACAGCUUGCGAGUUCACAGGUGACAUCCUGCGCACACCUGUGUCUGAGGACAUGCUAGGGCGUGUUUUCAAUGGCUCAGGGAAACCUAUUGACAGGGGGCCAAGUGUGUUAGCAGAGGAGUACCUGGAUAUUAUGGGUCAGCCAAUCAACCCGCAGUGCCGAAUCUACCCAGAGGAGAUGAUUCAGACGGGCAUCUCAGCCAUCGAUGGCAUGAAUAGCAUUGCUAGAGGCCAGAAGAUCCCCAUAUUCUCAGCAGCAGGUUUGCCCCACAAUGAGAUUGCUGCACAGAUAUGUCGUCAGGCUGGCCUUGUUCAGAAAUCCAAAGAUGUGAUGGAUUAUAGUGCGGACAACUUUGCCAUCGUGUUUGCGGCUAUGGGAGUAAACAUGGAGACCGCCCGCUUCUUCAAGUCAGACUUUGAGGAGAAUGGCUCCAUGGACAAUGUCUGCCUCUUCUUAAAUCUGGCAAAUGAUCCUACGAUUGAGCGCAUUAUCACCCCUCGUCUUGCUUUAACUACAGCAGAAUACUUGGCCUACCAAUGCGAAAAGCAUGUACUGGUUAUUCUGACAGACAUGAGCUCCUAUGCAGAAGCUUUAAGAGAGGUUUCAGCAGCCCGUGAGGAGGUGCCUGGUCGAAGAGGCUUCCCAGGUUACAUGUACACCGACCUGGCCACAAUCUACGAGCGUGCUGGGAGAAUUGAGGGCAGAAAUGGCUCCAUCACACAGAUCCCAAUCCUUACAAUGCCCAACGAUGAUAUUACCCAUCCUAUUCCUGACUUGACGGGUUAUAUCACUGAAGGACAGGUCUAUGUUGACAGACAGCUGCACAAUAGACAGAUAUACCCUCCUAUCAAUGUGUUGCCUUCUCUGUCUCGACUGAUGAAAUCAGCUAUUGGAGAAGGGAUGACACGCAAAGACCACGCUGAUGUCUCCAACCAACUGUACGCCUGCUAUGCUAUUGGCAAGGAUGUCCAGGCCAUGAAGGCUGUAGUGGGAGAGGAAGCCCUGACUUCAGAUGAUCUGCUGUAUCUGGAAUUUCUGCAGAAGUUUGAGAAGAACUUCAUUGCUCAGGGUCCGUAUGAUAACAGAACAGUGUUCGAAACUUUAGAUAUUGGGUGGCAGUUGCUCCGAAUCUUCCCCAAGGAGAUGCUGAAGAGAAUCCCACAGUCUACCUUGGCAGAGUUCUACCCCAGGGAGUCUGCUGCUAGGCAUUGAGAAGGCCCAAGAUCUUCAAUAGAGCAUAUAGCAAUAACCUUACCUGUUUCAUUUUAAAUGUAUUGUCAUUGUCCUUGUUAAAAACAAUGUACUGUCAUUGUCCUUGUUAAAAAUAAAUGGCUGUAGUAAAUUUCUGAAUAACUUUCAAAUAAAUGUCUGGAUUAUUUGCAUACUUUUAAGUAUCUAGAGGUAAAUCUGAAAUAUGAAGUUAUGUUCGAAACCAGAAGACAAUCCUGACAGGGUAAAAAAUGAAUGUGGUUUUAUGUCUUGUUUUAUUCCUAUUGAAAAAUCUGUUCUGAUGUCACCCUCUUGGUUUACAAUUAGGUAGAUUGGAUGCAAUGAUUUUGAAGCAAAGCAAAGAUUCAUUCCUCCUCUGAUGAAACAUGUUGCUUUAAUGUGUUGCUCUCUUAAAUAAUGUGUGCAUGUUUUUCACAAAACCCGACAUGCAACAAGGCCAUUCCAGGUCUGUAUUAUAAAAAGCGCUGAGUGUUUUCUCUUCAACCAGGUGUGCUGUAUUUGAUUUACUUGUAUGCAGGGAGUGUUUGCCUUUAGUGAGUGCAGGUAUUUUGGCAUCUAUGCAAGGCAGAAUUGAUUUUUAAUUAGACUUUUUGUCUUCUUUGGAUCUUUCCUGCCUGAAUGGGGCCUUCUUUUGCUGUUCACUUGUGCUUUUGACCAUUUUAUCAAAAACUUUCUUAUUUCAGAAUACUUUUUGUUUACAUGAGCCCAAUCAAAACAUGAUAAAAAACAAUAUAAAAAAAUGUCAAAACAUACAUCAUAUAAAACAUAAUAAAAAGCCCAGUUAAGACUAUGUUGAAGCCAGGAUUAACAUUGAGGAAUAGGCAAUGCUUGAUUCAUGCAAAUAGCAGAAAUUCAAUAGUUUUCUAUUAAAUACUAUGCUAUUAAAUAAUGUGUUUAAAAAAACAUACAGUUGUAAUUAACUGAAUGUUCUGCAAAUUGAUUAGCAUAUACAAAAACUGUAUUUUUAACAAGCUUGAAGACAGGAUGAAAUGCAUUUGAUGCCUAUUUCUGUUGACACCACUGCUAGUUGUAUUCCUAGCUGUGAAUUUAUAUUUAGUCUGAUUCAUGAUGACAAUCUUUAUUUUGUCCUUUGGCUUCUGUUGUGACUGGAAACAAUUGUGUGAUCAAUCUAGAUUAAAUUAAAUUAUGUUUACAAUAACUGCACUGUAUGUGAUGUGUACUGUGAACAAUAUACUUCCUAUUGUGUUUUGUUCUGUGUUUGACUACCAAUAAAAUUCUUAGAAUAUUUCUCCAA
Lepisosteus oculatus (spotted gar) is the source of this 2872-nucleotide messenger RNA. It is a transcript of the gene atp6v1b2a, whose product is annotated as ATPase, H+ transporting, lysosomal, V1 subunit B, member a. Gene Ontology annotation, biological process: proton transmembrane transport; ATP metabolic process; vacuolar acidification. Gene Ontology annotation, molecular function: ATP binding; proton-transporting ATPase activity, rotational mechanism. Lineage: Eukaryota; Metazoa; Chordata; Actinopteri; Semionotiformes; Lepisosteidae. Gene Ontology annotation, cellular component: proton-transporting V-type ATPase, V1 domain. The record is from RefSeq and is a predicted model, not a curated record.